UUAAGGCGGUAAAAAACAUUUGAAAUCGACAGAAAUGUCUUGCAUGGAUAAGCCACAAUCACUUUUAAAGUAACUGCGGGACGACGAGCUCAUUCUUGAGGAGAAAUUUCAGGAGAUGAUCCGUAUAAAGAGCAAGGAAGUAAUGCAGGACAACGUAUAUUAACUUCUGAACUGGAUCGAGACAGAGCGACCCUGGAACAUCAGGUUGUUCUGGAUCUGCUUCUUCAAGGAAUUCAUCAUGACCCAGUACCCCACUCUGAAGCGGCUACAAGUCUCUCUUCGCUCUCUGCCGAAUGGGGAAAAUGCGGAGAUCUGGACGUUGGAUAAGUACAGGCACCAUCUGCCUAUUACCUGUGGUGACAAGCAGGGGACGCUCGACCGCGACAAACUGGCAAAAGUGGAGCCGUGCAUCCGGAGCAACAACGAGUGGUACACACCCAUAGAGUUUGAGAAGCUGGCCGGCAAGGAGAGCUCAAGAAACUGGAGGCAGAGUAUCCAUUUCCAGGGCCCCCCGUUAAAAGAGCUAUUGGAGCACGGACACCUGACAUGCCCGGGAUAUAAUAAGAGCAAGGCUAAGAAAUCAACGCUCCCCUGCAGCUCAAACACCGUUUCAGCUAUCUCUGAAAGCGAAGAAGAGAUGGAGGAAGAGGAGGGGGAGGAGGAGGAGCUGCAGGCCAACCCGGAUGAGGAGGAGGUCGGCAUGGAGGACGAAGUGGAACUGCAGGGGAAUGACUGCUCUACGCAGCGCUCCGAUACAGACCAAGGAGAUGAUCUGGAGGAAGUGACAGACGAGAGGCCCAGGGUCGGCCAGAAUGAGUUCAGAGUGAUAUGUGGAGCUCUGAGUGGGAUGCUGCACAAGAGCCGCUUUGCCUCAGGGAGGUGUGGGAACAGUAUUCGGACGGAGGACCGUUGGAUGAGUCCAGUGGAGUUCGUGGCGCAGGGUUCAGCAAUGCCUAACGCCCUCUGGAGGAGGGACAUCAAAUGGGAAGGACAGCCGCUCAGCAGUCUCAUUAAGAGGAAGAUGUUGGUGUUACACUCUGAGCUGUGUGACUGUCCACUGUGCCAUACAGAUCCUCAAGCCCUGGAGGAACAGAAGAGCGAUGAAGAUUGCUUUUUCUCGUGUGGGGGACUGGGUGACCUGGUGAUGUGUGACCACUGUCCACGCUCCUUCCACCAUAAGUGUCACCUGCCCCAGCUGGACCCCUCUAUAGUGGAGGACGACCAUGAUUGGGUGUGUACGUUCUGCAUCUGGAAUAGGUAUACGUAUCUCCCUCGAACGACGUACGAAGAGACCCUCAUGAUUCCUGUCUCCAAACACAUGCUGCCGUGCCACUACCUGCUCCUGUCUCUUAACCAUGUAGACAAGGAUCACAUUUUUGCAAAAGAUCCAUGCAUCGAUGUGAGGGGACACAGCUCUCAAAUCGUGACUCCUAUGUGGCUGGACAAGAUCACAGAGCAGCUCCUAGACCAGCAGUACACCAUCGGAAUGUUAUUAACCGAUAUCCAACUCAUUUUCUCCAACUGUGAUAAAUUUAACCAGAAUAAACCAGAGUUCCGGGACAUGGGAAUCAAGCUGAAAGAGUUCUAUGAACAAUUUGUGGAAAAGGUUUUUCGCAGGCAGUAGCAGAGAAAUGCAACGUGCUGAUGGACCUUGGACAUGCUAGAAUUAAAUGCGUGGAUUUGUCACCGUGCUGCGUUUACCACGUUGAGGAACAAGGCAGUUUAGCAAUAAGAACGGGUAAUCGUCUGUGUGAAAGGCAUAACAUUCCUUACUUUAACCUAAAAUAACUUUUUAUAAUGUUCUGGUCUUUAAUGUAUAGAAUUAGGGCUGUCAAAUAUUAUCAAAUGGAAUGACACAUUAUCAUUAAUACAAAAUAUACUUCAUAAAUAAAAACUAGACCAAGUGAU
Molecule: messenger RNA, 1908 nt
Organism: Gadus morhua (Atlantic cod)
Lineage: Eukaryota; Metazoa; Chordata; Actinopteri; Gadiformes; Gadidae
Product: nuclear body protein SP140
Exons: 15
Coding region: 239-1624 (461 amino acids)
Biological process (GO): regulation of transcription by RNA polymerase II
Cellular component (GO): nucleus
Molecular function (GO): DNA-binding transcription factor activity, RNA polymerase II-specific; DNA binding; protein binding
Source: RefSeq, a predicted model, not a curated record